Molecule: messenger RNA, 2359 nt
Organism: Triplophysa rosa
Lineage: Eukaryota; Metazoa; Chordata; Actinopteri; Cypriniformes; Nemacheilidae
Gene: actl6b
Product: actin-like 6B
Exons: 13
Coding region: 476-1825 (449 amino acids)
Biological process (GO): regulation of transcription by RNA polymerase II; nervous system development
Cellular component (GO): SWI/SNF complex; NuA4 histone acetyltransferase complex
Molecular function (GO): chromatin binding
Source: RefSeq, a predicted model, not a curated record
UCAAGCCUCAAAACAGCAUACGAUGAAUAUUGUACUUAACAAAAAAUAAAUUGAUUGCAUCUAUGACCUUCAAACACACGCGUGACUCGACUUGAAUACCUCUGGUUUAUUAAAAUCUAAAUUCCAAAUGUUCUCCUUAAAGUCCUAGCCAAAUGUAUGAUAAAGGUAAAGUGGUUUGCUGUGUAUGGCACAGCGGACGGAUUUGUGUCUUUUAAUCGGGAUAGGCCUACAGGUGUUUCCUGACAAUGACCCAAACAGACACGCACACAAAAUUGCCUCAUAACCAACCAUAUUUAACCGUAUGUAUUCUCAUACCGGAGACUCGCUGUUUACCGUCAGCAGCGCGUGACUGGUGACAGCAGAGGGACGCGCGUGCGCGAAUAUUCGGUUCCGUUUUAGUCCGUGAGUGAACAGAAGACAAGAUCACAAGAACACACAUCCGGUAACGGCGGCGGAAUCCGCAUUUCCACACGCGAUGAGCGGCGGAGUGUACGGGGGAGAUGAAGUUGGGGCUUUGGUCUUUGACAUUGGUUCUUUCUCCACUCGAGCAGGAUAUGCAGGUGAAGACUGUCCUAAGGCAGAUUUUCCCUCUUCUAUAGGAGCGCAUGUUGAGGAGGAGGGGUCAGCAGAUAUGGGGGCAGGACAAGAGACCAGUAGUGGGCGGAGCUACUACAUAGACACCACAGCGCUGCAUGUGCCACGAGCGGGUGUGGAGCUAAUAUCUCCACUGAAGAACGGCAUGAUUGAAGAUUGGAACGCUUUUCAGGCCGUAAUCGAUCACAUCUACAGCAAAUGCAUUCAAUCUGAACCCAGUUCACACCCUGUCCUGAUGUCUGAAGCACCUUGGAACUCACGGGCAAAGAGAGAGAAGUUAACGGAACUGAUAUUUGAGCAUUACAACAUUCCAGCCUUCUUCUUGUGCAAGACUGCAGUGCUCACAGCCUUUGCUAAUGGGCGUGCCACAGGUCUGGUGCUGGACAGCGGAGCCACACACACCACUGCCAUCCCAGUGCAUGAUGGGUACGUCCUGCAGCAAGGGAUCGUCAAGUCUCCUCUGGCAGGAGCUUUCAUCACCAUGCAGUGCCGUGAGUUAUUUCAGGAGAUGAACAUCGACACGGUUCCUCCAUACAUGAUCGCUUCAAAGGUACCACAGUUCUCCUGCAUGUCUCUCUCUCUCUCUCUCUCUGAUGUUGAGUGUGUUUGUGUGUGUCAGGAGCCCGUGAGAGAAGGUGCUCCUCCUGUCUGGAUGAGGAAAGACAAACUCCCUCCGGUCACAAAGUCCUGGCACACCUACAUGUGUAAUGAGGUGAUUCAGGACUUUCAGGCAUCUGUGCUGCAGGUGUCUGACUCACCGUAUGAUGAACAGGUGGCCGCUCAGAUGCCAACACUGCACUAUGAGAUGCCAAGUGGUUACAGCACAGAUUAUGGAGCAGAACGUUUACGGAUACCAGAGGGCCUGUUCGACCCCUCCAAUGUAAAGGGUCUGUCUGGAAACACAAUGCUGGGGGUCGGACACGUGGUCACAACAAGCAUCGGCAUGUGUGACAUCGACAUCAGACCGGGUCUGUAUGGCAGUGUGAUGGUGACUGGAGGGAACACACUCCUGCAGGGCUUCACAGAGAGACUCAACAGAGAACUGUCUCAAAAAGCACCGCCUAGUAUGAGAUUGAAGCUCAUUGCCUGCAACAACUCUAUAGAAAGAAGAUUCAGCUCUUGGAUUGGAGGAUCGAUUCUAGCUUCACUGGGCACCUUUCAGCAGAUGUGGAUCUCAAAACAAGAAUAUGAUGAAGGAGGAAAACAGAGCGUGGAGAGAAAAUGUCCCUGAGACACGCACGUGAAAUCUCUUGUUUCUGUACUGAAGUCAAUGACACUGACAGAUCUUAAAGGGAUACUUCCUCCAAAAAUGGAAAUUCUGUCAUCAUUUCCUCACCUCCAAGUUGUUCCAAAUCUGUAUAAAUGUCUUUGUUCUGAUGAACACAGAGAAGAUAUUUGGAAGAAUGCUCAUAACCAGACAGAUCUUGCCCCCAUUGACUCCCAUAGUAGUUCUGUGUUCAUCAGAACAAAGACAUUUAUACAGAUUACGAAUAACUUGAAGGUGAGGCAAUGAUGACAGAUGGUGUAUGGUGUAUAAUGGUGUAUAUGUACUCUCUGGUAGUGUUUAUGAUCAGCACAAUAAACUGCAGUGAUCAUGUGACCCUCUGACCCUUAAAGAACUCAAUCUGAACAUCUGCCCACUACUUUAACUCUCUGUGACGCAGAAAUAUGAGGACGACUCACAUUCAACACCUCAAGAAACAUCAUUUGUGUUGCCAUUUUCAUGCCAAUAAACCCGUUUCACACACGUCACACAUUCUCAUUG